Messenger RNA from Vanessa atalanta (red admiral), 2312 nucleotides. It is a transcript of the gene drongo, whose product is annotated as arf-GAP domain and FG repeat-containing protein 1. The record is from RefSeq and is a predicted model, not a curated record. Gene Ontology annotation, molecular function: GTPase activator activity. The transcript has 6 exons. NCBI's taxonomy places the organism in Eukaryota, Metazoa, Arthropoda, Insecta, Lepidoptera, Nymphalidae. The coding region runs from base 21 to 1100 and encodes 359 amino acids.
UACAAUCUAACAUAUCGAAAAUGGCUGCAAGCCGUCGCAAACAAGAUGACAAAAACUUAGAAAUUUUACGUGAACUUAUAUCAUUAAAUGGUAAUAAAUAUUGUUUAGAUUGUAAUCAAAGAGGACCUACUUAUGUGAAUACUACUAUUGGUUCUUUUGUGUGUUCAAAAUGUUCGGGAAUGUUGCGUGGUCUUACCCCUCCUCAUCGUGUGAAAUCUAUUUCCAUGGCUACAUUUACGCCAGAAGAAAUAGAAUUUAUAAAAGUGAGAGGAAAUGAUUAUUGCAGACGCGUGUGGUUAGGACUCUACGAGGGUGAAAGUGUAAACUUCACCGAUGAACAAAGCGUCAAAGAUUUUAUGUCUGAUAAGUACGAAAAGAAGAGAUAUUAUUUAGAAUCUUCACUGAAUACGACUGUCACAAAUGGCGGAUCAUCUAUAAAGAAUAAAAUUAAGAUAAAAUCGACAAGUAGUAAUAUGAUAGGAGCUACUCCUCUGAUAUCGAUCUCACCUCAGGCAAAAACGUCUAACAACAAUAAUAAUGUGGUUAAUAUUGCAAAAGUCAUAAGCAACGUAACACCUGUAAAUGAAACCAACCAUAAAUUGCCGAGGCCUGUGAAUAAUUUAGCACAACCUUCCUUGACUAAAAUAGCACAUAUUCCAGCCAACGUUCAUAACCCAGUCCCUGUACCUGAUUUUCCAGUAGAUUUCUCCACUGCAAACAUUUUUAACAGUGCCCAAUAUAACAGCAGUAUGAACAAUAUGAAUAAUAAUUUUAUGGCUCAACCAGUAUCUUCAAACACAUCUUUUAAUGCAUUUGGGUCCUCACCUACUUCAUCGAAUGAGUUUAUUCUUUCAGAUGAUCGCUAUGCUGCAUUAGCUGACUUAGAUUUGGCUCUAAGACAGCAGAAUAUGAAAAAUAUGGAAGACACUAAUAAUAUAAAUAAGAAUCCCUUUCAAAGCACAACUACCAAUGAUCUUUUUGGAAAUAAAAAUCCAUUCUUCAAUGGAGGCUGGAGUACAGCCACAGCCCCAAUACAAGUCAACCCAUUCAUGCCUGCAAACAAUGGGGCAUUCGUCAAUUCCAAGAAUCCUUUCCUCUGAUAACAUCUGUGUUACCCGUUUGAGUGAGUCCAGAACAAAGAGAAAUUUAUAUAACAAAAGCACAAACAAAGCUACAAAGAUAAUGUUGUUUAUUUUUUCAAAUAACAGAUUAAUAUUUAAGUAUUUACAUUUUGGCAUAGUGUUGAUGUGCUUGUAUGAUUUGUUAACUUAAGUGCCUCAAUCUGCCUUAAAAUUUGAAGCUUAAUCAAUAUAUUCUUAUAUGCUCUUUUAAUAUAGAAAUUUUGAAAGUAUUUAAAACAAUGAAUGAAAUUAAGCAUAAAAAUGUGUAUGUAUGGAUACUUGUUGUUAAAGUUGCUGGUAUUAGCUUUAUUAUAUAAAAAUAUUAUAUAGUAUUUAAUGAAUUAAAAGCCUUGUCCUAAAUACCUAAUUGUUACACAUGACAAUAUGUAUUUUUUUUUUAUAUUUGGCAAAUAAAUGUUAUCAGUAGACAUGAUCAAAAUAUCCAAAUGUCUAUCUUGUUAAGGCGUGAAUCGGUCUGUGAGUCACUAGAAUAGCAUACGACGCUACUAUGAUGUCAUGACGUCGUUAUUAACUUCCUAAUAUGAAUUGUAAGCAUUUUCUAAUCAUGACAUUAGUCGCAAAUAGCACGAUUGCAAAUUAUCAUUGUAAUUAAUAAGAGGCUAGUAUUAAUCGUAACUUUAAUCUUAAUGUUCUUAAAGCUUUUAAUUAUACUAUCUAUAACAUAUUUUUUUACUCUGGUAGGAAAUUGAAAAUGCUGAACAAACGAAAGUUUUAUGCAUUUGGCCUAAUAAUAAGUGAGGGCGCAAGUUUUACUGAUAGGACAGAAGUACGUCGGUUAAGAUUAAUAUCUAGUCGGUUUCUUCUGAUAUUUUACAAUAUUUCUAUUAUUUUGGAAAAUCAACAAUAACACUUUUUUUUAAAUAUACCUAUCAAUUUAUUUUGAUAACUUAGAACCCAGCUUGGCAUAUUGGAAUCACAAAUGUUGCCAACUUUCCAUUACUGGAGACGCUGCUUAAGGUUUUAUCUAUAUACACACGCGCACAACUGAUUUUGCCAGAUUAGUUUAAAACUUGCGCAUAACUGAAUCUAAAUCAACUUUGAGCUCUCAACUUCGUGCUUCAUCUGUGAUUUUAUCAUUAGUUUUAUUUCUGCAAGUUUACUAAUUGAACAAUUAUUUUUAAUCAAUGCACUUGACUAUUUAUUUAAUGUAAUUAUUUUUACUUUUUGAGC